Messenger RNA from Sitophilus oryzae (rice weevil), 1224 nucleotides. Its product is annotated as forkhead box protein D3-like. Gene Ontology annotation, biological process: cell differentiation; regulation of transcription by RNA polymerase II; anatomical structure morphogenesis. The record is from RefSeq and is a predicted model, not a curated record. NCBI's taxonomy places the organism in Eukaryota, Metazoa, Arthropoda, Insecta, Coleoptera, Curculionidae. Gene Ontology annotation, molecular function: RNA polymerase II cis-regulatory region sequence-specific DNA binding; DNA-binding transcription factor activity, RNA polymerase II-specific.
UGGACCGUCAUCGUGCCAUCGCCGACUUAUCGAAGUGGGUGUGUUACUAAACUACACCGCCUCAUAUCUCUUAUCUCUGUAUACCGAUGUGCAGUGAUUUAGAGAUAACAGGGACUACGUUCUUAUUAAAAAGGUACGACUGUUUUUCCAAGCGCUCAUUCAUCAACAGACGUCACGUUAGUACCGCGGCCGGUUAGUGUUCCGCGCUUAUUGUGUUCGAUUCAGUGACAAUUUGUGACAUUUUUGACUGAAAUGCUAGCGAUGGAAGAGGACUGCCGUCACCUGACGACGGAAGACAUCAAGGAAGGAGACAUGCUGGAACAACGCUACCCUAUGCCGGACAGUCCGCUUGAUCUCCGUGGCUCAGUAGAAUCUCAAACAUCCAUCAAAACCGAGGAUAAUUACAGCGAUAAAUCCAUGAAGAAAUCCGGACAGAUGAUUAAACCACCUUACUCGUAUAUCGCUCUAAUCACCAUGGCAAUACUGCAAUCGCCUCAAAAGAAACUGACUUUGAGUGGAAUUUGCGAGUUUAUUAUGACCAGAUUCGGGUACUACAGAGAAAAAUUCCCUGCCUGGCAAAACUCGAUAAGACACAACCUCUCCUUGAACGAUUGCUUCAUCAAAAUACCUCGAGAACCUGGAAAUCCUGGUAAAGGUAACUACUGGACCUUAGAUCCUUUAGCAGAGACAUGUUCGAUAACGGUAGUUUUGAGGCGACGGAAACGAUACAAGAGACCAUCGAACUUAAUGAUGAGAGACCACCAUGCCUCUGCUAUGGUAGCUCAGUUUCUGCAAAGUCAGGAGAACUACCACAACAGUUUGUUCAGUCAUGCGAGUCUUCACAAUCCUUACACGUACUUACCAGGUAUUCCUACAAGUCUCUCUAACGGAUUACCUCUUUUAAGUCCAAUGGACCUGUCCAGAUUCGGAAUACCACCUUUGGGAUUAAUUGCACAACCAAACAUCUGUAAACCCGUUCCAGUUCAACCAACUAGCGUUACUCCAGUGUCUGAUACCGAGGACUAUCUUCCGACGGAGAUUCACAAGAAAGCGAAGAAUGGAUUUUCGAUAGAUUCAAUCAUCGGUAACGAGAGUAAAGCAGGAAAUAAACCAGAUAUCUCGAGGAAAAGCAAUUCUCAAAGUCCGGACAUAGUGUUGCCUCGUUUACAUAACCAAAUGAGUGCGUUUUUCUCAUUAUCGUCCAACGACGAUUGGACAAGGUGA